This is a messenger RNA of Lotus japonicus, 2261 nucleotides long. RefSeq names its product wall-associated receptor kinase-like 2. Gene Ontology annotation, molecular function: ATP binding; protein serine/threonine kinase activity. Gene Ontology annotation, biological process: cell surface receptor signaling pathway; protein phosphorylation. The record is from RefSeq and is a predicted model, not a curated record. Gene Ontology annotation, cellular component: plasma membrane. The transcript has 2 exons. The coding region runs from base 60 to 2096 and encodes 678 amino acids. NCBI's taxonomy places the organism in Eukaryota, Viridiplantae, Streptophyta, Magnoliopsida, Fabales, Fabaceae.
UUAAACUUAGAAAACAAUUGAAGUGCAACUCAUUUAUUGUCUUCUUUGUAGACUUGUUCAUGGAGCUUCACUACCACCUCCAGAUUCUCUCCACAACCCUGCUACUGUUUAUGUUUCCUCAGCCACUCAACUCCCAACAACUAUACCUCAAUAGUUCUGUCUAUGACUGCACUGAUAACCCUUCUGCACCAAAAGGGUACCUAUGCAAUGGCCUUAAAAAAUCAUGCACUUCCUUCUUGGUUUUCACUUCAAAACCUCCCUAUGACAACCCUCUAAGCAUAGCUUACCUUCUUGGCUCUGAAGCAUCCACCAUAGCCUCAAUCAACAAUAUCUCAAUGAAUGGCAAAAUCCCUACCAACAAAUCAGUCAUUGUUCCUGUUUUCUGCUCAUGUUCUGGGAACAUCUACCAGCACAGCACACCUUACACUGUGGUCAAGAAUGACACCUACUACAUGCUUGUGAAAACGACUUACCAAGGCCUCACCACAUGCCAGGCCAUGAUGGGUCAGAAUUACUAUGCUGCAGUGAGCAUUGCAGUUGGUGCAGAGCUCACAGUUCCAGUGCUGUGUGCUUGUCCCACUUCAAACCUCAUAGCAAAAGGGGUGAGCUUCUUGCUGGUUCACAUGGUGAGGGAUGGUGAAAUGGUUAACUCCAUAGGAGAGGCUUAUGGUGUUGAUGAACAAAGUAUGAGAGAGGCUAAUGGGUUGCCAGUGGUGCCAUCAAGUGCAAACAAUAGUGUGACCCUCAAUGCCUUGACACCUAUAUUAGUACCUCUGAGAGGCCAGAGUUGCAAGGAGAAUCCAGAUAAAUUCUAUUGUAAAUGUUCCCAGGCACUGCAUGAUGGAAGCUCCAAGGGGCUCUUCUGUAAUGAAUCAGAUGGUCAAAAAUUCCCUGCCAAGUUGGUUGUUCCAUUAGGUGUUGGAAUUGGUGCAGGCUUUCUGUGUUUGUUUGUUUCAGGCUACAAGUUAUAUCAAUACAUACAGAAAAAGAGAAAGAGGAUUCAUACGGAAAAGCUCUUCAGGCAAAACGGUGGUUACUUGUUACAAGAGAAGUUUUCAUUAUAUGGAAAUGGAGAAAAGGCAAAGCUUUUCACAGCAGAGGAGCUGCAAAGAGCAACAGAUAACUACAACCGUAGCAGGUUUCUUGGUCAAGGUGGUUAUGGCAUGGUGUACAAAGGAAUGCUACCAGAUGGAACCAUAGUUGCAGUUAAAAGGUCAAAAGAGAUUGAAAGGAGCCAGAUAGAUACUUUUGUCAAUGAAGUGGUCAUUUUAUCUCAGAUUAACCACAGGAACAUUGUCAAACUCUUAGGUUGUUGUCUUGAGACAGAAACUCCAUUACUAGUCUAUGAAUUCAUUCCCAAUGGAACUCUUUCCCAACAUAUCCAUAUGAAAAAUUAUGAGUCAUCAUCAUCACUUCCAUGGGAGAGUCGCCUUCGAAUUGCAUGUGAGGUUGCUGGAGCAUUAGCAUAUAUGCAUUUUUCAGCUUCGAUUCCCAUCUUCCACAGAGAUAUCAAACCCACCAACAUACUCUUGGAUUCUAACUUCUGUGCCAAAGUUUCUGAUUUUGGGACAUCAAAAUCAGUCCCACAAGACAAGACUCACUUAACCACAAAUGUGAAAGGAACCUUUGGGUACAUAGACCCUGAAUAUUUCCAAUCAUGUCAAUUUACUGAUAAAAGUGAUGUGUAUAGUUUUGGGGUUGUUCUUGUAGAGCUCAUAACUGGGAAAAGGCCCAUUUCAUUCUUUUAUGAAGAUGAGGGUCAGAAUCUGGUUGGAGAGUUCAUUUCUCUGAUGAAGGAGGACCAGCUUUCUCAGAUUUUAGAUCCCGUAGUGGUGAAGGAAGCAAGAAUAGAUGACAUUCUUUCCAUUGCAAGUCUUGCAAGGAGAUGCUUGAGACUGAAUGGGAAGAAAAGACCAACAAUGAAAGAGGUUUCAGCAGAACUAGAAGCAUUGAGAAAGGUACAAAAUACCUUACAAAUCAACCAUGAUCAUGAGUCACCAGGUGAUGGUCAAUCAACUAAGUACACAAACAGUGACAUAGAAUCCAGAGAGGAAAGCUUCUCGCUAUCCUUACAACUAGAAUCCACAUCCUUCUAAGUACAUGUUAGGAAAUGAUUCGAAAGACAAUGAAUUCUAAAGGAGCUUCGGUGAGUAAACUUUAAGUGUCAGAGUUAAUCUUAAGGGGAAAAUAAGUUGAUCUAGAUGUGCUAUAAAAACACCAAAUUGCUUAUAUUAUUAGUAGUUAAUUAUGCCUUGAUUGAA